GGGCGGACGACGGAACUGGCCGGGCCGCGGCGGGGCGGGGCCAGGUCCGCCCAGGUAGAGCUGCCGGGCGGCGGCGGCGCGGAGGACAAGAUGAGGUGCUGCCGCCUCUGCACUUUCGACGCGGCCCGGGGCCCCCGGCGGCUUAUGCGCGUGGGGCUGGCGCUCAUCCUGGUGGGCCACAUGAACCUGCUGCUGGGGGCCGUGCUGCACGGUACCGUCCUGCGGCACGUGGCCAACCCGCGCGGCGCCGUCACGUCGGAGUACACGGCCGCCAAUGUCAUCUCCGUGGGCUCGGGGCUGCUGAGCGUUUCCGUGGGACUCGUGGCCCUCCUGGCAUCCAGGAACCUCUUUCACUGGCAACUGGUGAGGCUAUUUCCUGUACCUAGCCGUGGCCUCGGGGCAGGGAGGGACGCGGGCCGUUGGGCUUCAUCCUUUAGUGGGGAGGCGGGGCCUCCUGGCGAAAGCUGGGCGCUGGACAGAGUGGUCAGCGGGCAUGUUGGCCACCUCCAGGCCAUUCACCCUGAUCUCUCCCGCCAGCACUGGGCCCUGCUGGGCGUUGCUCUGGCCAACCUGUUGCUGUCCGCUGCGUGCUCCCUGGGCCUCCUCAUCGCUGUGUGCCUCACUGUGGCCAAUGGUGGCCGACGACUCAUUGCCGACUGCCAUCCGGGCCCGAUGAACUUGCUGCGGCUGGACUGCCCUUUUGACCCCACCAGAAUCUACCACACGGCCUUGGCGCUCUGGAUCCCUUCACUGCUCAUGUCCGUGGCGGAGGCGGAUCUGUCCGCUUACUGCUGCGUGGCUGCCCUCACGCUUCGUGGGGUUGGGCCCUUCAGGCAGGAAGAGCUACAGGCGCAGCUCGAGGAACUGACAGAGCUGGAGCUCCCUAAACAAAGACGGCAGGAAAACGAGCAGCUCCUGGAUCAAAAUCAAGAAAUCCAGUCCCCACAGAAAAACUGGGUGUAGCACAGGUAGUGGGUGAAGAGGACAGAGGGUCGGGGUAGGGAGCCGCCCUCUGCUCUGGCCCUGGCCCUCAGACACAGGUUCUCUCCAUCAAGCAGGUGCUGAGGCUCCAUCCGCAGGGGUCUCCACUUACCCUCAGGCUGUGUAGAGGAUUCUAAUAAAGAACGUUUCUUCUACACAGUUCUUAUUC
Sorex araneus (European shrew) is the source of this 1150-nucleotide messenger RNA. It is a transcript of the gene KRTCAP3, whose product is annotated as keratinocyte associated protein 3. NCBI's taxonomy places the organism in Eukaryota, Metazoa, Chordata, Mammalia, Eulipotyphla, Soricidae. The coding region runs from base 91 to 963 and encodes 290 amino acids. The record is from RefSeq and is a predicted model, not a curated record. The transcript is spliced from 5 exons.